AUGUUUUCAAGUGGAUGUAGUAAGCUUGACGGCUUUUCGUCAAAGAAUAAAAUCCAGCGUCAUCAUGGGGAUGGUACUCAAACAAUUAUUUGUAUGGGGCGUCCGUUUCGUGUGGAACGAAGGAUAACUUCUACAAACUCAGGAUGUGGGCGCCGUCGCUCGAAGAACCGUAACGAUGGGAAUUCCUUUGUUUAUCUUGUCGAGAACAGCUCCCGCCUCUCGGAGUUCCCUAUUUAUUUAGUCCUUAAGCGCGUCUUCUAUAGCGUGAGCCAGAUCACCGAUGCGCACAAGGAAAUAGGCAUUCUAUCGAGCAUUAAGGACAAAAACAUUGUUCGAGUCUUUCACAAUGAGAUUUCGCGUAGUGAGGGGAAGAUCAGUGUCACGAUCGCGAUGGAAUACUGUGAGAACAACUUGGCAAGACGAAUCUCCAGCGGGACGAACAACGGCGCUGGAACGCGGCUUUCCGAAGCCGAAAUCUGCCACAUCCUUUUCGCCAUCACAAGCGCCCUAGGCUACCUGCACUCCCUUCAGCCGCCUAUCGCGCAUCGGAAUAUCACCCCGGGGAACAUCCUUAUUAACAACAACCUGACAGGCCCCUUAGCGUACAUGCUCACCAACUUCGAGAGCGCCACGACGGAGGCCUAUGAGUGCGCGAACCGAGCGGAGGCCGCGAUGGCGCUUGAGGAUAUUGAAAGCCACACCAAUGUGACCUUUCGCUCGCCCGAGAUGGCAGACCCGUGGAGCAAACGACGGAUUAGCCAGAAAUCGGAUAUGUGGAUGGUAGGGGUGCUACUCUAUUACCUCAUCUACCUCAAACUUCCUUUCGAGGGGACGAAUAUGGCCCUAAGUCGGGAUCCCAAGCCCUAUUUCCCGACGACGAUGGGGGCCACCGCCUACACUGGCUCCCUCCGCACCAUUAUGACCCACCUUCUUGAGGCGAAUCCGGAGGACCGGUGGGAUGUCUUCGCCCUGACGAACUUCCUCCGCUUUGACGAGGAUCUCAACCGCCAUCUCGGGACCUUUUGCUUCACCCGCACCGAAUACCCAGAGGGCUGGGAGGAACAGGAGGUGAAGGUGGUGGAUCGCCCUGCUUUGGCUAAACGACCUUCACGUGCGUACGACGAGGCGGGAGGGCCCACCGCGGGGGAACCAACCCUCCCUCCGAGCGAGUUCGAUGACGCCGUGCAAGAGGUGAUGCUCGUGAUGGGCGAUCAGACCGCUGGUGCUAACCUCAGCAGCGAGGACCGAGAGGAAUAUCGAAAGAUGAUUAUUAAAGAGCAGGAGGAGGCGUGGGAGCGAGCGAAGGGCGCCGCCCCCUCCCCCGCUCCGGAAACGUCAGCGACAGACGACUUUGAUGAUCUGUUUGUGGGACCGGUUGAAAAGGGGCUGGGGAAUCCACAGGCACCGGCGCCCCGCCCUCCACCAGUUCACCCUUCCUCGGUAUCGAAGCCAAUAGAUCCUUUUGGCAGUGAUGGAAUCUUCAGUGCUCCUCCUCCUCUUCCACAGGUGGUGGAUUCAUUGUUCUCACAGCCACAGACUGUCUGGGGGAAUAUGAGUGAUAACCAUCCGGUAAACAAUAAUCAUAAUGGGGGGGGGUACGGCUACUACAACAUCGCUGCGCAGCCUCAAGGGGUGCAGAACCUAACCAACCAAGAGAAGCAGAAGGAAGAGAACGGUACGGACUAUAAUAAUACGCCUGCCCUGGGAGGCUUCGAUGCGUUUGACGGUGAAUUUUAUCCACCACCGCAGCCCGCAUAUCCCCGAUCUGCGUCGCCAGCGAUGCCCCAGAUUAGUAUCGAUUUUCUUUCACUUCCUUCUGAUCAAUAUCACCAGCAGCAGCAGCCGAUGGAUAAAACAAGCAAAGAACCAAACAAUUCAACACAAAAGGUUAAAAAAGACCCCUUCGCAGACCUUUUACUGUAA
Phytomonas sp. Hart1 is the source of this 1923-nucleotide messenger RNA. Lineage: Eukaryota; Euglenozoa; Kinetoplastea; Trypanosomatida; Trypanosomatidae. The record is from the annotation of a GenBank genome assembly.